Messenger RNA from Dimorphilus gyrociliatus, 2195 nucleotides. Lineage: Eukaryota; Metazoa; Annelida; Polychaeta; Dinophilidae. The record is from the annotation of a GenBank genome assembly.
AUCUGAAAUUUUCUCGCGCCUGCGCAAAGUGCGGUAACAAGGCUGCGAAAUAUUAAAAUUUUAUUGAUUAUUGCUUAUUUUAGUAUGAUUUCGCUAUCUUGGUAUAUCCUUGAUUUAAACUAAACACAAAUCACGGAUUUCUUACGUAUUUUCAAUAUAUGAACCUUAAAAUACAAGAUGAAGGAUCGUUUACAAGCAAUUAAAGCUGUCCAAAGUGAUGAUGACGAUGCACAAGAUGAAACAACCGUACACGCAGAUAACCGAAAUGGUUUCAUGGAUGAAUUUUUCGAACAGGUUGAUGACAUUAGGCAGAUGAUUGAAAGAAUACAAGCAAAUGUAGAUAAUGUAAAGAAAAUGCACAGCGAUAUACUUGCAGCACCUAACAAUGAUGAGUCUUGUAAGAUGAAGACCGAAUUAGAUGAAUACAUGGCAGAUAUAAAGAAAAAUGCAAACAAAGUCCGAAAUAAGCUAAAAACCAUAGAGCACAAUAUAGAACAUGAUCAGCAAAGUACAACUCAAUCAGCCGACUUGCGGAUACGGAAGACUCAGUACUCGACGAUUUCUCGUAAGUUCAUAGAAGUGAUGAACGACUACAAUAAGGCGCAAAUCGAAUACAGAGAAGGGUGUAAAAAAAGAAUUCAGCGUCAAAUGGAAAUUACCGGAAAGGCAACGACGAACGAAGAGCUAGAAGACAUGUUAGAAUCUGGAAAUCCAACUAUAUUUUCCCAAGGCAUAAUUAUGGAGACGCAACAAGCUAAACAAUCUUUGAAAGACAUCGAAGCUAGACAUAACGAUAUUAUUAAAUUAGAAAACAGUAUUAAGGAAUUACACGAUAUGUUUAUGGACAUGGCCAUGUUGGUUGAAAGUCAGGGAGAAAUGAUUGACAGGAUAGAGUAUAAUGUGGAUCAAUCUGUCGACUACAUAGAGACGGCCAAAAAAGAUACCAAAAAGGCUGUCAAGUAUCAGAGUAAAGCAAGACGGAAGAAAAUUUUGAUUUUAAUCUGCUUAGCGGUGUUGGUUGUAGUAAUUUGUGCUACAUUCGGAGGUGUCUUCGGAGGCUAGAAGAUCUCAAGUGCUUGCAUGGACAUUGCGCUCAAAACUAAGUGAAUCUUCUUUCCUGUAUUCUGUUCACUAUAAAUGCACAAAAAUGUUUCUCUCUUGCUCGAAACUUAAACGGGGGCAGUAUUAUAAAGGAAAACGUUCUUUUUAACGUGCCUUCGUUUUUAUCAUGUCUCCUACAAUUAUUCGAGCAAGAUUGAAAAAAGACUUUAGGAAUUUGGUAGUAGUUUGAGCAAUUCAAAGUAGCAAAUUUUUUCUGUGAACCAGUCAUCGAUUUAAUUUUUUCUUUUUAUAGAGCAAUUUCUGCCUACAACAUGCAAUGCUGUAGCAAUACUUAACCUUCUUAGGAUUUUACUUGUACAUACUAUUGUGUGCUGUUUGAAUGUAAAUAAGUUUCUAAUUAAUGUAUUAACUGUACUUAGCUGUGUAUAACUUUUCUAGAACUUGCGAAUUAGAUAUUUAACGGAUUUAAAUUUAAAAACAAAUAACAAAAAAAACGAGUGAAAGCUAAUAAAUUUUACUUAUUAGCUUUGACUGUCUGAAGCACACUUCUUAGGUCUUAGCUUCUGCAAAUAUGCUAAACAGAAAAAGAAUUGUACAUACAUUUGUUAAUGUCAUAUGCACUAAAGUUAGAUACCUCAUUUUUACCUUAUACUUUUAAUUAAUAAUUUGAAAUUAAGUAAAGAUUAGAGAAAAUUAGAAUAAGAAAUCCAUUGUCAAAAAAAAAAAACAAAAACACUAAAAAGAUGAAAAGUAUAAUAUUACAUAUUCAUAGAAAUCUUGGAAAAUAACUUAAUUUGUUCUUUUCUUUUUAUGUUUUGCUUCAUAAAGAUAUUAUUCAUUUGUUAUGUACCAUAGAUACUUCAAGUUAAAGAAAUUAUUCAGUUUUUAACCAGUAUAUCUGUGGUAUAUUUAUUUUCAAAGUCUGUGAUAGAGCGGUUUAUUUUGUUAUUAAAGAUGUAUCAGUUUAAUCAAAUGUAUUCCAAAACCUGUAUACUAUUAUACAAUUUCAUGCAUACUAAAAACUUUGAUCUGUUUUAUGAUUUCUUUUUGUUUGUUUGUUUGUUUAUCAAUCUAUCAAAUCAAAAUCUAUCUCGUUAUGAAGUGUAAAAAGUGAAAAAAGAGUGUUUUUAUUU